CGAGGAGCUUAAACGUAGAAUCUGCUGAUCUGAACUUUCCCUUAAUUUUCUCCUUAACUUCCGAGUCGGAAACGAGCUUCGGUGUCGCACUGAAAACUGACCUACAGGAGCCUUUUAAAUGACCUUUACAGCGAACAUUACGGCGCACACCUGCCUCUUUUCAUCCAUAAACAUUAUAUAGGUUUUUCACCGCGCAUACAGAACAUGCGUGAUGCUCUUAUGUGCGUAAAAGACGUUUUACUUUUUGCCCGUUUAAGUUAAUUUAACGCGGAUGAAGCGGAACCUUCUCACCGCGCCUUCGUCCGGACGCUUUUAGGGACGGACCACACCGAGACGCUGCUGAAAAUGGAAACGGGCUGAAUUUUAUUUUCUUUCCCAAGUUAGUGAUUUAAAUAUCUGUUUGUAAGCGAGUGGAGUGAUCAGUGGAUCAGGUGAUAAACAUGUGGAGGAAAGGCUCGUCUCAAACCUCUGACCGCUUCGAAUAUUUACAAACUCUGGUGACUGAAUUUCAGGACACCGACAGUGAAGAGGCAAAGGAACAGGUGCUGGCUAACCUCGCCAAUUUCGCAUAUGACCCGAAGAACAUUGAGUAUCUGAGGGAGCUUCAGGUGACCGACCUCUUCCUGGACAUGUUGACUGAGGAGAAUGAGAACUUUGUGGAGUUCGGGAUGGGGGGGUUGUGUAACCUCAGUAUGGACCCUGAGUGCAGAGACAUCAUCCUGCAGAGUAGUGGGAUCAGCUUGGUCACCAACUGUCUAUCAAACCACAGGGAAGAGACCGUCCUGUCAGCCGUUACCACACUCAUGAACCUCAUGACGCCCUCGUCCCGCUCCGACAUCACAGACCCGGCCAUCCUGCAGUGCAUGCUGCGCUUCUCCCUCUCAGAGAGCCCCCGCCUGCGCAACCUGGCCACCGUGUUUCUGCAGGACUGCUGCACCGAGGAGCAGGUGUCCCGGGCGGAGCAGCAGAUGCAGGGUCAGCAAACAGCAGUCGGGAUCCCGCUGCCCAAGGACAGCUGAGGAUUCUGCUCUUCACCCCUCCAUCAUCAUGUAAAUUUGUAUAUUGCCAGGUUUUACUAGUUUUUACUGUUUUUGUAUUUUGUGCACUGGUUUUUUGUAACUUCACUUUCUUUUUUCUUUAGAUUGUAAGUACUUUUUUUUGCACAUUGUUCCUUACACUUGAAUCGUAUGCACACUUCGGCACUUUAUCCUUUUCUCCUGUUUUUGCUUGUGAGCUGCCUAACAAGCGAAUUUCUCUGCUGUGGGAUCAAUAAAGUGCUAUCUUAUCUUAUCUUAUCUUAUUUUAUCUUAUCUUAUCUUAUCUUAUUUUAUCUUAUGUCAGUUAAAUUCUGUUGGGUAGGUUCACUUUCUGUGUCUGUGGCUUGUUGGCCCUUCUUGUUGCCUGUUUGAUGUCUUUUAAUGAGCUUUUAUUUGUUUUGAGGUCUUUAUUAUUUGUGUAAAAGUCCAAAUAAACUCUGUCGU
Molecule: messenger RNA, 1481 nt
Organism: Toxotes jaculatrix (banded archerfish)
Lineage: Eukaryota; Metazoa; Chordata; Actinopteri; Toxotidae
Gene: armc7
Product: armadillo repeat containing 7
Exons: 4
Coding region: 441-1019 (192 amino acids)
Source: RefSeq, a predicted model, not a curated record